CCGCAGUGGGGCCAGGACAAGAAGCUGUCCAAGUACGAGACGCUGCAGAUGGCGCUGAGCUACAUCAUGGCCCUGACCCGCAUCCUGGCGGAGGCCGAGCGCUUCGGCUCGGAGCGGGACUGGGUGAAUCUCCACUGCGAGCACUUCGGCCGCGACCCCUACCUCCCGUUUGCGGGCGCGAAGCUGCCGGGCGAGAGCGAGCCCUACGGCCAGAGGCUCUUCGGCUUCCCGCCCGAGCCCUUCCAGAUGGCCAGUUAGGGCGCGCGGCCCCGCCGGUGCGGUCCGGGCAUCUAGCCCCGGAGCCCGCCUCCCCUUUCCCGGUGUCUGCAGGGCCUUUCGGUGACCGAGGAUGCAUUCUUAGCAUAAAGUUAGCAGACUUUCAGGUUACUUUAGUUUGCAUCACUAGGCUAUGGACACGAUGGUUUUAUUGUCUUCCUUCCCCCCUUCUUAUCAGUGUUUUGCAGAUUUCAUAGAUGGAUCUUGUGAAUGGUUUUGAUGGCUGUGAAAAUAAUUCCCCCUCUCCCUUUUUUGGUCUACGUUGAGGGAAAACAAUCUUAAGGGAAACGUAGAAGUAAGGGUAUACUGCAGCUUUGGUCCUCAGAGAAAUAACCACUUCCUUAAACUUGGUCCGUUUGUCCUGUUCGGGUGAAGUUACGGUAUCCAUUCCUCGUGUAUGCUUAAAACACAGCUACCUUCCUAUCGUGUGAAUGCAUUUUGCUUAGUGCAUUGUGUGCGCAUGCAUGAAGUAGACUCCUUCCCCCAACCCCAGAGUACAUGGCCGUGAAUGAUCUGUAUUUUUAAAAACUGUGUAUACAUUAUUAAAAUAUAGAUUUUGUAAAAUAUGGAUAAAAACGUAGGUCUGUUUUUCGUGCCCUGCUGGUUUCCUGAUGGCACUAAAGGCCUAAUUGGGGGUUAAUGAUGUUGAGUGCUUCCCUGAGCAAAGAUGUGAAAUAUUUAAAUCUAAUCACAUCAAUGGUAAUUGUGCUGUUUUGUAAUACUUCCUAAAACAACAACAACGACAAAGCCGAGGCGAGUACACAUAAUUAAUGUGAAAGCUUUCUCUGUAAUCUUGGAAAUAGAGAUGUAUUUUUCAUGUUUUUUAAAUGAUUAAA
Molecule: messenger RNA, 1112 nt
Organism: Myotis davidii
Lineage: Eukaryota; Metazoa; Chordata; Mammalia; Chiroptera; Vespertilionidae
Gene: ATOH7
Product: atonal bHLH transcription factor 7
Exons: 1
Molecular function (GO): protein dimerization activity
Source: RefSeq, a predicted model, not a curated record